Ostrea edulis (European flat oyster) is the source of this 2777-nucleotide messenger RNA. RefSeq names its product IgGFc-binding protein-like. Bases 416 to 1285 code for a protein of 289 amino acids. The record is from RefSeq and is a predicted model, not a curated record. The transcript has 2 exons. Lineage: Eukaryota; Metazoa; Mollusca; Bivalvia; Ostreida; Ostreidae.
GAUAACAUUAAUGAUUGGUAAACACAGAUCUAAACGGGUUCUGCAACCUUUUAUCAAUAAACUGAAGUUGCGAGAGAAAGAGAAAGAAUGCUUUGAAGUAGUUUUUUUUUUUUUUUUGUAUUUUUUCUGUUUAUUGAUUUUGUUAUCAGCUUAAUUGAAUAUUAUCUAUUUAUAAGCACGAACAAAUCAAAGACAGGUGGUUUGCCCUAACAAGUAUUUCGGUACUAUUGACAUCAAACCCCGAAUCACUAGUGGAGCUUCUCACCAGACAUACCUCAUUUGUUUCCUAGAAAAUCUACCGAAUGCUUUAAACACAGACAAGUCGGUGUAUAUUGUGGCGGAGAGAGAUUUUGAGUUGAACAUUUUUGACAAAGCCUUAGAUUCCACUUCCACUUAUAUUAAAGUUAAAACGCAGAUGGCAAAUGUCAAAAACAUAAAUGUUCCGAAUAGGAUGAUGCUGUCGUAUUUUAAGAUAGAAGAAAAAGCUAUACUUAUUGAGACCACAAUCGACGCUUCUGUCAUUAUCAUUGAUGAUUACAAAAUAUCUUCGGACAGCGCCAUGGUUUUGCCAGUGAAACACCUAUCUAACACUUAUAUAAUAUCUACUCCUGAGUACUCGAACCAAACAUACAACUAUGUUCAGUUUGCAAUAGCCGCCUUAAAUAAAUCUACAGAAGUUAGAAUUAUAUUCCGAUUUGAACCCAAUCUACCACUUACUGUUGAUGGGAUUGAGUAUCAGGAUGGUAGUGAAUUCGUUAUUGUUUUAAAUGAGUUUGAGACGUAUCAAAUCAGGCAUAAUGCUGAUUUAUCUGGAACAUUCAUCAAAGCGUCGUCUAUUGUUGCUGUGUUUUCAGGGAACAGAUGUGCAAAAAUAGCUUUUAAAAAUAGAAACGACUCUGGAUUCUGUAGUCAUCUUGUUGAACAAAUCCCACCAGUAGAUAGAUUGGAUAAUACGUAUAUUGCCCCGCCAAACAUAAACAGGCACGGAACAAUUCUGAAAGUUGUGUCGCCUUUUAAAAGCAGGGUGACAUAUCAUGUUGGCAAUAAGAAAACAACAGUGUUUUUAGUUCCACAAGGAUACUUUGAAUUCUCAAUCACUGAAAACCAAGUUGCAGUUAUUGAAUCAGAACGACCCGUUCUGUUAACCAGUUUUGCUGCUGGAUCAGACACGUCAGGCGAUCCUUAUAUGAUAACCAUACCCGGGGUAACGCAGUACCUUAAUGAAUAUACAGUUGUUACUCCUAGCAAUUUUACAAGUAAUUAUGUUGCUUUAAUAAUUGACUAAAGUUCGUUACCGCACCUUACCUUAAACAAAAGAAGCUUAACUGAGUAUAUGAGGACAUUUCAUACUCCUGUGACAGUGAGGAAAGUUCGGUGCAUUGUUCUGAUGGUACAUGUAUCGGAUGGCGCUAUUAACGUCAAGACGACAAACAACGCAGUCUUUGGCUUGCUGUUAUAUGGUCAUAGAAAGAACGACGGUCACGGAUUUGCAGGAAAUGUCGUGCUACCAGACAUAUGUGUCCCAUGAUCACCGCAGAUUAUGGAUCGAUGUCGAUUUCUUCAACUUGUUCAUUACACCAUGAAAAUAUUCUAUAUACAUACAUUGUAAAAGAAUAAACACACCUUCAUUCUGCAUCACCCUCGUCGUGCCACGUACAGUCCACGAAAUAUGUCAUUACAUACUUUAUUUGAUUUCCUUUUCUUUUUACCUGAAUGAAAUGAAUAAUACUGUAUAUGAUACACUGUUGUUGAUAUUAGAGGCAACGUUAGGGUACGAUAUGACGUGUAUGCAGGAGAAAGGAACAACUAUUUUGUGUGGUAAUUGUAAUAUCACACAGAACUCCAAGUGCUAAUUAUAUUGUUAUGAAUAUACUUUACUUCCACGGGGAGAAUUUGAAAAUAUCAAUGCUAUCAGUAAAAAUAUUAAUCACUUGACGACUGCUCAUCAUGCCAUGGUCUACUUUAGAAGUUACACCUCUUCAAACACAAUGAGGUAGGUUUUACACACAAUUGCACGUCAUUGCUGUGUAGAUUUAAAUGUAAGAAGAGUUUUGUUUCUUGAUUGAUAUGAAUUAUUUCUUAAUCAGAAAUCGCAUCCCAUUAGAUAUUUAUUCACGGUCAGCCGAGUAAAGAUAGACUUUAGAAUAUAGAAUAUUUUGAUACCCAUUUCAUAUACGAGACCAUAAAGGAUUUUUUUUUUCAAAUGUACAUAUAGCAUUGUCAUAAUAUGUUAUGAAAUGUAGAUAUCAGUGUUAUUUGUCGAUAAUUUUCGAAUUUAUUUUGGUAAAUUUUCUUUGAAAUGUAAGCAUAGCAUUGUCAUAACAUUCUUUUGGUAAAUAUUUUAUGAAAUGUAAGCAGAGCAUUCUCAUAACAUUGUUUUGAUGAAUAUUUUAUGAAAUGUGGAUAUCAGUGUUAUUUGUAAAUAAUUUUUGAAAUAUGAAUAUAUCAUUGGCAUAACAUUGUUGUUUUUUUUUUAAAUAUUCUAUGAAAUGUAAGUAUAGUAUCGUAAUAAAAGUGUAUUUGUAAAUAUUUUAAGAAUUGUAGUUAAAGAUGUUUUGGUAUAUAUUUUAUGAAAUGUAGUUAAAAGUGUUUUUGUAAAUAUUUCAUGAAUGGUAGUUGAAAGUGUUUUUGUAAAUAUCUUAUGAAUUGUAGUUAAAGGUUGUUUGGUAAAUAUUUUAUGAAAUGUAGAUACAUCAUCGUCACAACAGUAUUUUGGUAAAUAUUCUAAGAAUUGUAGUUAAAAGUAUUUCGGUAAAUAUAUUAUGAAAUGUAAAUAU